Messenger RNA from Notothenia coriiceps (black rockcod), 567 nucleotides. Its product is annotated as transmembrane and coiled-coil domains protein 1-like. The record is from RefSeq and is a predicted model, not a curated record. Gene Ontology annotation, cellular component: endomembrane system. The transcript has 4 exons. The coding region runs from base 1 to 567 and encodes 188 amino acids. Lineage: Eukaryota; Metazoa; Chordata; Actinopteri; Perciformes; Nototheniidae.
AUGAGUAUCCUUAAAACAGGACAGUCCAGCCUGAAUCAUGGCACUGCUGAUGGCUGUUCAGACUCAGGAGCCGAUGAUGUACCCUAUAGCUCCAGGGAAAAUAUUCCUGACCAUGCCCAGGCCUCAGACUUUGAUAAUAUACUCCAGGAGAUCCAGGAGCUCCGGGAAAACAAAGGCCAACUUGAGGAAAGCUUUGAAAUCUUAAAAAACUGCCACCAAAAAGAAUACACUGCAAUUGGGGAGGCCCUACAAAAGGAGCGACACAGGAAUGAUGGUUUGGAGGAACGGCUCAAUGACUUGAUAGAACUGCACCAGAAUGAAAUUUUGAACUUCAAAGAUGAACUAGCAAGCAUGGGGGAGAGGUCUAACUUUCAGUCUAACAAAGAAGCAACAGAUAUUCAUGAAUCUCUGGAGGCCUGCCUGACUCAUCUGCUCAAGGUGGAGCAGCAGCAACUGCAGGCGGGGCAGCUUGAUGGUUUGGAGAAUGUCACAGCACGGACUGUCCUUGGAAAAUUAAUCAAUGUGCUGCUGGCUGUUAUGGCAGCCAUUUUGGAUUCAGGAUUGUAA